AUGGAUUGGUUUGAUGAGAAUGGUAUUGUUGUGCUCGAAUGGCCUACCUGCUCACCAGACUGCAAUCCAAUCGAGGACCUGUGGUCCAUUCUUUCUAAGGAGAUCUACAAGGAAGGAAAAAUGUUCAAAAUAAAAAAGGAUCUCAAGCAGGGAAUAAGAGAUGUGUGGGAAAACAUCACAUCUGAACACUAUCUAGUUUGUCAGGUUCGAUGCAGAAAAGGAUGA
Molecule: messenger RNA, 225 nt
Organism: Enterospora canceri
Lineage: Eukaryota; Fungi; Microsporidia; Enterocytozoonidae
Source: the annotation of a GenBank genome assembly